AUGAACAGGGUGCCAAGUACCGCAACUCUGGAAGAGAACCAUUUAGCCGCCGACGCUGGGAUGGGGACCCACUGGAGUCCAAAUAGGGAUGUUCCCACGGACAAUGCAGCACUGCUGGAGGUCGAAAGAACUGCGCUGGGACUUCUCCAGGGCUGCGACGCCGCAAGAGAGGGAGAAAGCGUUUGGGACGAUGCGUUGGCGUUUCUGAACGCGAUUCGCAGCUUGAAGCCAGCCCAGAAUGUGGAUCUGACCACAACUGACGAUGUGUUUACACCCAUGGUGCGGUCUUUGGUGGCAAGAAGAGCUCGCUGGGAGAUCUGUGCCGACCUUGUGGCAGUCACGUUCGCGUACUGCGCGGUGCACCCGGACCUGGCCGGCUUGGUGUGCAAUUUCGCGAGGGCUGUGGAGCAAAAUCGAAGCUUGCGUUCCCAGUUGCGUGAGAUUUGCGGCACGGCGCCUUUGUCCCCCAACUAUAAACCAGGCGUUUACACGGUCGUCGCGACCUUGGAGACUUUCGACAAGCUUGACAUUGCGACCUUCGAAACACUGCGGCUGGGCCUUGGUCCGGUCCUCAGACUGCAAUGGGCCCCACUCUGGGCUUUCCAAUAUCCGGACCUAAGGCUCGACGCGGCGUUUCUGGCCAAAAACUUGAUGCGCGCCACCACCCAGGAGCACCGCCUGGACUUUCUGAUCGCAUCGUUGUCACCCGACCUCCCGCAAUGGGAAGAGCUCCAAAGUCACAGCUCAAAGUCCGUAGAUUUUUUCCUUUACAGCGUCGCGCGCCGCUCGCUGCAUGGUGGUCGGUAUUUGCCGCCCUUUUUCAAGACUUUUUGCCAGGAUGUUCUGUCAACGUGUACCAAGAACGACUGUUUUAAAAGACUCGAGAACGACACGCAAUUCAACCUUUCCGUACUAAUGGAAAUUGUGGACCAUCCCGACUUGAACUUUCUGGAAGAACCCCAUCUGGUGUCCUUGCUGCACUGUGCCUUGCGCCGGGUUCUAGAAAUUUGCACACAGGAGCAAAUACAGACACUCCAUCUUGAAUUGGGGAGCAUGGGGACCACGCUUAGCUUACCUGGACUUUUGAACAUAGUACAAUACCUUUUGACUCGAUUUCUCUUGAGCAUGGGGACUCUAGUAAAUAACGCCCGACACCUCAAGGCUGACAACAAAAAGUGGGCAACCAGAGAGUCGCCUUAUCAACUACCGCCCUUCUUUGAUAAAAUCGUUCCGAAAAUCUCUCCUGUCUCAAGAUCGGCGUCAAGUUUCGAUCACAGCGGACACGAAUCCCAUUUCCAAACCACCAAAUUGUCCACAAUCGUGUGGACAGUACUCCAGUCGAUAAACUACCUCGAAAACAUCAACUGUUUACUUUUGGACUUUUAUGAAAGGAAUGGUACGGGUCUAUCGGCCAAGCCUAAAGACGGUGGUGCAAAUGACUUCUCACAUGUCGUAGAGAACAAAGCGCGUUCAGAUGUCUUGGACCUUUUCUUUAUAGCGGGCGUUUCCGUCAUGCUUCUAGCCGAACAGUUGCAGGAAGAUGGAUACCUCUCAAAGGUUAUUGGCACACACGAAUCUAGAAUACUGGGUAAACAGCUGUCUCUUUCAACCCGGACAUUUUUCAAAGCCAUUAUACGCACUUUUGGAAAAGAAUCAGCCCACGAACUGAUCAAGUUUUUAGCACGAACGUCCCGGAUGGAACUCACUUUGCAGAGGGUCUCCAUGCGAAUUCUGCAAUGUGUACUCGUCGACGAACGGGGCAGUGCCUUGAAAAUCGGAGCCCCGGCACAUCAGGCACUUCAUGAUUACCUCGGCAUUUGGAAUGAUGGGUCAGAGGUAUACAGCCAACUUUAUUCUGCCCUUAUGAUGCCGAUGCCUGCUGUGGCCACAGCAGUCAUCAAUUUCCCUCAACUUCUUGCCUCGGCAUCUCCCAGUUGGAGCCGCGCAAUGGGAAGAGUAGCGUUGGGUUCAGCCUCCAAUACUGACAACAUAAGCUGUGAUACGAAGAGGACCGGACCAGCAUCUCGAUACAACACGCAUGCAACUUCCUUUAUCCCUUCUACCAAGUCACAGCACCAGAAAACCAAUGGUUUUGAAAGUGAAGACGUACUUCCCUUAGCGAUGGCUAGUCAACCCACCUCUGCCACUGCGGAUUAUGGUUUCGUAGGCAACCAGCCGGAAAGGUAUGGUACUGCACAGACAUCCCCUUUUUCAGCCACGCGACACUCGCAAUUUCCAGAUGGCAGCAAAAGUGCCAUUUCAAUGAGCGGUCCGAUAGCUAAUAGCUCCACUAAUGCUACCAAAUGGGACGCAGGCUGCUUUUCCCAGGGCCCGCUAUUGUCCACGGAUUUUAGCUCUGCGGCGGUGAACACGGGCAAAAACUAUAUUAUGGGUGGUCAUAGCAGGGCCACAAACAACAGUAGGGCACAGUCAGUACAUGUUGACCGGUUUGACUAUUUGCAACAGUAA
Messenger RNA from Lachancea dasiensis, 2469 nucleotides. The record is from the annotation of a GenBank genome assembly. NCBI's taxonomy places the organism in Eukaryota, Fungi, Ascomycota, Saccharomycetes, Saccharomycetales, Saccharomycetaceae.